UGAAACUUGUUUGAAGUGUUUUUGCACAAAAUGCCUUCAUCUUCAUGAUCAAUUAUAUGUAAACCAUUUGAAAUAUGGAAGAGGAGAAACCAAUAAAUGGCCUCUAGCAAACAACAUUGAGGAUUUGCUACUGAAAUGUGAUAUUCAUAACAACAAGAAACUGAAAAUGUUCUGUCAGGACCACAGUCAACUGUGCUGCUCUGAUUGUGUUUUACUUAAUCACAGACAGUGCACCAAUCUGGCUCUUAUUUAUGAAUUAGUCAAAAAGCUUUCAGUGGAUAUGCAGCAGUUGUCAUGUCAAGUUCAAGCAAUUCUUGAUGAACUAAAUAAGUUAAAGAAAACACAAGCGGGCAAUAUCCUGUCCGUGGAGGGAUCAUACCGUGAAAAACUUCAAGAAAUUAAAGAGCUGCGUAAGAAAUUAAAUGCUGCUUUGGAUAAACUAGAAAAUGCAACAUUGAAAGCACUUGAAGAAAUUAGGAUCAACUUGCAAAACUCUCUAAAAAAGGAUGUUGACAAUUGUAGCAGACUGACGGACGAACUUCAACAACUGGGUGAAGCUGUAAAGGGCCUUCAUGAUAAGAACAAGAAAGAAAUAGAAUUCAUAGCCAGCAAGAAAUGUACCAACACAAUACACGCGUGUGAGUCAUAUCUGAAGGAGAACCAUGUGAAGGUUCAGAGUUCGAUAAUAUUCAUGGCAAACAUAAGCAUUGAGCAAUACCUGUCUCAACAGGCAAGUCUAGGGAGUAUUGUAGGUAGUAUGAAGUCUCUCUCACUGGUGAUGAAUCCAGACAAGGUGUUGACUGUGAAGAGGAAGUCCCAAUAUAAUGUGAAAAUAUCAAAAGACUCUAGUCAGAAUUGCACCAUCAGAGGAAUUUGCAGCCUGCCUAGUGGACAUGUUAUUGUUGCAGAUUAUUGAAAUGAUAGAGUGAAGAUGCUCGACAAGCAUUACAAUGUGUCCAGUCACUGUGAUGUGUCUGGUGAGCAAUGGGACGUUUGCCUAAUAACAUCAAGUGAAGUGGCUGUGACUCUUGAUCAUGCAGGUGUGCAGUUUAUGUCGGUGAGCAAUGGGCAGCUGGUGAAUGGGAGGAAGUUACAGUUGCCACAUAAAGCUGUUGGCAUUGCCCAUCAUCAGGGGGCGCUGUAUAUAACCUCUGGCACUGCUCUUUACCACUACACACUGACUGGAACACUAGUGAAAAAUCUUUAUGAGGAUAGAAGUGGUUACGGUUCAACAGGUAGACGUUAAUAUACUGGCAUAUCAAACAUAUUAAACAUAUUUU
Messenger RNA from Dreissena polymorpha, 1280 nucleotides. RefSeq lists its product as uncharacterized. NCBI's taxonomy places the organism in Eukaryota, Metazoa, Mollusca, Bivalvia, Myida, Dreissenidae. The record is from RefSeq and is a predicted model, not a curated record. Bases 167 to 916 code for a protein of 249 amino acids. The transcript is spliced from 2 exons.